AUGGAUUCACGUAUUUUGCAUUUUCUCAUAGUUACGCCGCUCGAUUUCGUGUCCCGUCCUUGUGAUGCGUUCCGCUAUUUCGGAUCUUUCAGUGUCCAUGUUUCUGCACAGUCUUUGAUGUUCCUUGAUUCGCAGGCCGAUUUAUCUUUCUCUUUCAUAAAUCUACUUAUGCUCACAGUUGUCGCAAACCAGUUUGUCAACCAUCCCGUAUUGCAUCGGCACGACUAUACUGUCGGAUGGAUAAGUCGUGUUAACUCCUCCCUCCGUAUUCGUUCUGCCUCCAAGAUGUCCUCUUCUCUCUCCAAUAUCUCCAGCAAAGCGCUUAACGCCUUGUCAUCUGAGAUGUUUGUUCCGACCCCACCGGCCCAAUGA
Protopolystoma xenopodis is the source of this 372-nucleotide messenger RNA. The record is from the annotation of a GenBank genome assembly. NCBI's taxonomy places the organism in Eukaryota, Metazoa, Platyhelminthes, Monogenea, Polystomatidea, Polystomatidae.